CCGGUGGGUUGUUGCGAGGGAGGGAAGGCGACUUGAGAUGCAGAAGAGGGAAGCCGGCAAGUCCGGCGGCUCCUUCACGACGCCCGCCAAGCGCGGUCGCCCGUUCGGCAGCACUGCGGCCGCCGCCGCCACCUCGGCUGCUGCCGCUGCCGCAGGCGACGCCUCCUCCCCGGCGUCUCUCCUUGGCCCUUCGCUUCAGAUCACGACCUCCUUGGCCGAUCAAAACAAUAGAAGAAUUGUCUUAGCAUUGCAAAGUGGAUUGAAGAGUGAACUAACAUGGGCAUUGAACACACUCACCCUGCUUUCUUUCAAAGAAAGGGAUGACCUACGUAGAGACUCAACAGCGCUUGCUAAGAUACCUGGACUGCUGGAUGCUCUCCUUCAAAUUGUUGAUGACUGGCGUGACAUUGCUCUUCCUCGAGACUAUACAAAGCCUGCACGGGUGAGAACACUGGGAGCAAAUUUAGCGGUGACAGGCUUUGGGAAUGAAUUGACAACCAGUCUUGACACCACCUCCUACCCCGGUCGUAAAAAAUCAUCUAAUAUGGAGGUUUCCAGUGGGAAAAGGCAUCGGUCAAUAGACUGGUGGUUUGAAGAUGAUGGCUUAUUUAAUCUGGAUGAAGAAGCUCACGCAGAAAAACAACAGUGUGCAGUUGCUGCUUCUAAUGUCAUUAGGAACUUCUCUUUCAUGCCUGAUAAUGAAACGAUAAUGGCACAGCACAGGCAUUGCAUGGAAACUAUGUUCCAGUGCAUAGAGGAUCAGAACACAGAAGACGAGGAGCUUAUAACGAAUGCACUAGAGACAAUUGCCAAUUUAGCACCACUCUUGGACCUCCGUAUAUUUAGCUCGUCUAAGCCUUCAUAUAUUGGAAUGACUGAGAAACGUGCAGUUCAGGCCAUCAUGGGGAUGCUUGGAUCUUCGGUGAAGGCAUGGCAUUGUGCAGCUGCUGAAUUGCUUGGACGCCUCAUAAUAAAUCCUGAUAAUGAGCCAUUUCUUCUUCCUUCAACUCCAGAGAUUUACAAGAGACUAGUCGAUCUUCUUAGUUUACCAGCCGUGGAUGCACAAGCAGCAGCGGUAGGGGCACUCUACAAUCUUGCAGAAGUGCAUACAGAUUCCAGGCUGAAGCUUGCAAGUGAAAGAUGGGCGGUCGAUAGACUCUUCAAGGUAAUCAAGACUCCACAUCCUGUGCCCGAUGUUUGUAGAAAAGCCGCAAUGAUACUGGAAAGCCUCGUCUCCGAUCCUCAAAACCGGCAUCUGCUAAUGGCUCACGAGAGUAGCUUCGCCGAGAUGCUGAUGUCAGACGCGAGGUACUCUGAUACAUUUUCUCGUCUACUCUACGAGCUCACGUCGAGGCCAAACAAAGUUACUGCUGCUCGUGGUGUCUGGGGAAUGUGAGCUUCUUCAUGUAUGAUUUGUUUCUGCAACUUCUUAUGACUGUAAUGUGAAUCUCGUCCACUGUUGUUCACUCUAUUGGAACAAAGGAUAAGUGAUUUGAACACCCAAGUCGCUGUGAGAAAAUAUGGCUAAUUAGUUGCA
Molecule: messenger RNA, 1537 nt
Organism: Musa acuminata subsp. malaccensis (wild Malaysian banana)
Lineage: Eukaryota; Viridiplantae; Streptophyta; Magnoliopsida; Zingiberales; Musaceae
Product: armadillo repeat-containing protein LFR
Biological process (GO): regulation of transcription by RNA polymerase II; positive regulation of DNA-templated transcription; chromatin remodeling
Cellular component (GO): SWI/SNF complex; brahma complex; nucleoplasm
Molecular function (GO): nucleosome binding; protein binding
Source: RefSeq, a predicted model, not a curated record